Molecule: messenger RNA, 606 nt
Organism: Suillus discolor
Lineage: Eukaryota; Fungi; Basidiomycota; Agaricomycetes; Boletales; Suillaceae
Exons: 4
Coding region: 80-484 (134 amino acids)
Source: RefSeq, a predicted model, not a curated record
CAUGAAGCACAUGAUUCCCAGCCGCAGCGCCAGAUUUUUAUGACACAACCCUAGAUUCGUAUAUCCCAUCAUUCCACCAAUGCAAAAAUCAGUUCUUUCCUCGAUCUCUGAUACCAUCACUCUUCUUCUAAAUACCCCAAUCGUCCCUCCGCCGUCCAAACGAACAAAGGACCUCGUGCUCACCGAGUUACCUCGUUCGACUCCUCGACGACGUGCGGAAGCACUGGAGCUGGAGAGAUCGCGGAGCGUAGAUUUGGCGGCUGGAGAUACGUGUUUACAGAGGAUGUCAGACGAAAGCGGACGUACAAGUACCCAGAGCCACGGAAGCAGUGACCAAUCUGUAAGAGACGACCUGCCUACUGGGAUGGUGGAGCCAGUCGUGCACCAGCUGUCUAGGCGGUCAUCGUAUAUACAGGACGAAUUGGAGGCUGACCUACAUCUGGCAAUGAACGCUGAGCACGCAAUGAGCCGGGCAGAAACGUAGUUCAGAACUAGUAAAACAGCAAGUCUAGUUGAUCGGUUUCAUCUAUUUUAGCUAUCCAAUUCGUAUAAUACAAACACGCUAUCACCAAAUUCCUAUCAUUAUCAACGCAGGUUUUCAGGCGU